This is a messenger RNA of Bufo gargarizans (Asiatic toad), 3248 nucleotides long. RefSeq names its product CD34 molecule (gene CD34). The record is from RefSeq and is a predicted model, not a curated record. NCBI's taxonomy places the organism in Eukaryota, Metazoa, Chordata, Amphibia, Anura, Bufonidae. Gene Ontology annotation, biological process: cell-matrix adhesion. The transcript has 8 exons. Gene Ontology annotation, cellular component: membrane. Bases 108 to 1247 code for a protein of 379 amino acids.
UGGAACACACACAACAUCUCUCUCCCUCUGCAGCUCUGACCUUCCAGGGCACUGCAACCCAGGACCUGGUUUCCUCUGCUCUACUACUAUUACCGACAGGCAAAAAGAUGCUUCCAUGCAGCCUUAGAACCUGGACAAGAGGGCAAAUCCUUCUAGCGAUGAGCAUCCUGGCUGCACUUGAUACCACACUAGCAUCAGAAUCUUCAACAACUACUGCAGAAAUUGCUGUUAAUGUUACUGCUUCCGCUCAGAGCCUCCCAGGAAACAGUCCUCUUAGUGUGACAGUGCACAGUAGUAGUGAUAACCAAACAAGUACUGCCUCGCCAAUGCUAACCGGACCCACAGUGCACAGUACAGCAGUUAUAGUUUCAGGACCUAUUUCAACAGCACUCGCUGAAACGAAUGGACCAAAUAACAGAAAUUCAACUCAAACAGAAGUUCCUGAAAGAAACUUUACAUCUCCAACAACUAAUGUGAUUGAAGGCAGAGAUCUAGUUUCACAAGGCAGUGAAAAAACCACCUUGAUAAUGACUGAGCCUACAACUCGAGCUGUGCAGGCAACCGACAGAACGACAGUGCCACAAGCUACAAGUUUAAGAAUGGAAAUAUUAUUUGCACAGACAACAGCGGCACCGGGCAGCAUUACUUGCAGAGGCCUUGGGGGCCUCACAUCAACUUCACAAGUGGCCUGCUUUCAGUAUGAAGAAGAAACAACGUGUGAAAAACUUAAUGAAAAAAAGAAAGAGGAGUUAAGGUCUUUUCUUUGUGAAAUAAUAAACAACACUCAGUGUAAUGUAACCAUUCACUCCUCAGAAAUAAAACCAAAAUGCAUUCUUUGGGUCCCAAAUUCAAAAGAUGCAGAAAGCAGGCUUCAAGAUGAAAACUUUCCUACGAAUAACCAGAGACCCACCCAGGUGGAAUGGGGACAAAUUUCUGAUCAUCAGACAAGAUCACAGAAGACUAUGAUCGCCUUAGUCACUUGCGGUGUCUUGUUGGCUUUUUUUAUUCUGGCUGGAUACUUUCUUUCCAACAGAGAGAGCUGGAGUCCUGGAAGACAGAGACUGGGUGAAGACCCGUACUGUACCGAAUCGGACAGCCAAGGAAACACUCUGGUGUCUGUAUCUGCCCAUGCUCAGGACAAACCAAACAGUGGGACCCGGGAGAAUGGAACAGGUCAAACAGUUUCCCCUGCUGCAAGUAAUGGGCAUUCAACUAAGAAACAAACCGUUUCUGAUACUGAACUAUAAGAUGAGUGUGCUAAUAGAUACAUUGUUUGGUUGUUAAGAGAGAUACAGAUUAUGUCAUAUGUUAUUUGAUUAAGCUAGAUGAGGGUUGCUAAAAUCUAUCAUAGCAAUCUAGUACAAUGGAAAACAAGCUCAUUCCAAAUAUAUGUUUCUUCAAAGUGGUGUUACCCUUAUCUUGCCGAUUUUCUAACACCAGACACCAUAAAGGUGUGAAUUAAAGUAAUGGACCCUUAGAGAGUCUGUUUGCAUUAAACUAUCCCUAAUACAUUAGGUGUAUCAAUAAAGUAUAAAACACUCAAAUCUUUUGAAUUUUCUUCAUUGAUACACUUCCCCUAUUCCACUAUCUCCAAUGUCAUAGGAGACAUAGGAGCCUAUAAUGAAAAAUCUAAUUUCAGCCUUGUAAGUAAUUGAUAUGGUUUGGAUAAAGUGUGAAGAUCUUUGGCUCUCUUUAUAUGUACAUAUAAUGGGUAAAAUUAGACAUUGUAAGGAAUAUGCUUUCAUAUUAUAAUAAUACAAUCAGGGCAAAUGCAAAAUAUCACAUUGAUGCAAUUUAUCCAUCAUUUAGUAAGUGCAAGACUGUGUCAGAGUGGGCUUCCUUGCGCCCACCAGAGAAAAUUAUUCUCUGGGUCCAACCCUUACAUCACCAAUGUGUAAUGGGUUUCGAAUUAAAGCAAUAGACCCUAUCGUUAAGUGAUUAUCUCCAAAGGCAGCUCCAAAUAUUUUUCUUUCUCCCCUGGAUCUUUGGAGCCCAUUAUUGUAUCAGAGUCCGGGCCCACUAGAGGAUCUUCUAGUACUAUGGUGGGUCAGUAUGACCCUGGUGCAAGACAAGACAUGUAUUCUUCCAAUGGUGGAUGAUAAUAUUCAGCGCUGUCCCACAUGGACAACAUUUUAAUGGACAGAUCACAAUUCACACUUUUGACCAUCUUUCCUUUGCAAAAUGUAUUUAGUGAACAACCUUCAUUUUCACUAAGCCAAGAGUUGAGACUAGACAAUUUUUUUUUUACCCAUGAACAUUAUUUUAUUAACAUUGUUAUUAUUAUAGUCAUAUCUAUGGGAUGCAGAUUAAAUAUGGUUUAGUGACCAAAAAGUGGCAAUAGGAGUCUGACUUAAAAUCUCCUUAAAUUGGUAGGCCCAUCUGGGACAUUGAUGGCAUAUCGCUAGGCUAUGGCAUCAAUUUUCGAUAAGUGCAGGUACAACAUGCUCACUUGGCUAUUUUCGGAAUUCCUAUAGUGAUGGAUGGAGAGCACUUCACAAAUGAGUGAUGUGCUCUCCUUCACAUUGGGGGCCCCAUUCUCUAGAUAGGAGCAGGUCCCAGAAGAGAUCUGCACAUAUUUGACAUUGAUGGCCUAUUAUAGCAUUCUGCCAUCAAUGUACCAGAUGGGACAACCCAUUUAACCAUGGCCUCAGUCAUAUAGUCUAUUAAGAUAGUUGAAAGAGGUUUCCAGUAUUGUAUCUUAAUGGCCUAUAUCUAGAAAAGGCCAUCAAAAUCUGAUCGGUGGUGGUCUAAUAACAUGCACCCCCACCAAUCAGCUGUUCUAGAGUGGCUCCGCCCUGAAGUACACACCAAAACUACACAGCUCUGGCCAUUCACUUCAAUGUAAGCAGGCCUACAGUAACCAGUUCUAUCUUCUGCACGAUAGACAGAGCUCUAUAGGUCCAAUGCCUACUUCCUUCUAGGGGUAUUCUGAAGCAGCUGUGCUGUGUGUGAGUGGUGUCAAACCUUCAUCAAUCUGAUAUUAAUGGCCUACCCUGGGAGCUAUUCUCGUAUGGUCACAAGACUAAUAUUUAUAACUGGGUGCUGAGCUGCAGUACCAGACAAGAGAGGCACUGAAAUCAAGAAGACCUUUAAAGGGGUUGCACAAACAUUAUUUAUCAUAUUUAUCUUAGGCCUCUUUCACACGGGCGUCAUGUUUUUGGCCCGGAUAAGAUGCGGGUGUGUUGCGUACAUUGUAAUGCGUUUUGCACGCGUGUGAGAAAAAUCUGCAUGUUUGGUACCCAAACCUG